Motacilla alba alba is the source of this 5739-nucleotide messenger RNA. Its product is annotated as translation initiation factor IF-2-like. Lineage: Eukaryota; Metazoa; Chordata; Aves; Passeriformes; Motacillidae. The coding region runs from base 1877 to 3685 and encodes 602 amino acids. The transcript is spliced from 3 exons. The record is from RefSeq and is a predicted model, not a curated record.
UUUUUACUGAUAAGCAGGCAAAAUGCAGAAUGAGAUGUGGGCAAGCACUGUCCUACUGAAGGACCCUCUGCUCCCUGAACAUAAGCCUGCUCCUGGGAAGAGCUGAGAAUCCCUGGCAUCUCACAGGAGCAGAUUCAAGGCAGUUUUCCAUCUGUCUGCUUAAACUCAUCAAAUUUACUUAAAAACAUGGCCUUCAAAGAAGGUAAAGUACCAACCUAAAGCACUCCCCAAUAUGGCACUGCUGUUUAAUGGAGGCAUCCAUAGCUGAGGAAUUAUUCUAUUCUGGCUUUGCCAGUUUAAUGCAGGGCUCUUCGUUUUAUCAUUACUUAGACUGCACUUAGACUGAACAUUCAGUGGAACAUUUCCUAUAAUGGGAUAAAGCAGUUGAACAAUUUGACUGGCUAAUAGUGAUUUAGACAUGUGAUUACAGUACAGAAAAUGGUCUGACAUAUGCUCUUUUAUCUGGUUUACAUGAGGCACAUUAAUCCAACUGGAAAGCACAGAAGUGAAAAGGAAGACAGGACCAAGCACUCUAAAGGAAAAAAUAGAAAAUAGUUUUAGUUGUCUCAUUUCUGUAUUUGCUAGACUAGUUGUAAUCUGUAUUUUGUAAAUAGGAAAACUUACAAAAUAAAACAAUUUUUCUUCCCAAAAUGGAUGCAACUACAAACCACCAGUCCACACCUAUGCUGUGCAGGUUAGAAAAUAACAUUUUUCUAUAAAACCCUAGCUUCAAACGCAUUUAUGACCUAUGUCAUAAUGCUUUCACCAAAAGUACAGGAUUUGCAGAAAGAUGCAGCAGGACAGGGAGCACCACACCAGCCAGGAACAAUCAAGAGUGUGAACAAAAAGAGUAUUGAUUCAUUUUAAUUUUUGUCUCAGCUAAUUUAAUUUCCCACUUUUACACAAACGCUUAUAACCAUGUCAGCAUAAGCUCAUAUUUUACAGGAAUAUUUAAUUUCUCUCUAAACCUAGCCAACAACAUUCCCAUGACACCAAAAACCUAACUGAAGACAAGGAAUUACCUCUUUAACACACACUUUUUUCCCUCAAGAGCGCAUACACAACCUCAAAGUGGCCUAACAAGGUAUGUCAAUUUUCACACGUAACGCUAUUUAGGUUUUUUUGUGCAGACCGGUACAUUUCAGUUCCAUUUGCAUUUUUCUUCCAAAAAAAAAUUCCUUCAAAAUAAAACAUUCAAAGGUUUCCUAUGUAUGGUUUGGAUUCUGUAAGUAAAAGUAAAACCAAAGUAUGCCAAACUAAGCAUAAAGGAGAUGAACGCAAGAACUUCACCACGUGUACCUUUGCCAACUACUUUCAACGACCGCUAUAUUAAAAAUUCUGUCAGGAAAAUACAUAAGAUAAUGAAAAGAGGGAGCUGUAAACAACACACCUUCCCCAAAAACAGAGGGGACAUGAAAAUCUUUGCAGGCAAACUUUCAUCAAUGACAACAACAAAAAAAAUCGUGUAUCCCAAACUAAUGAUAGUUCUAUCGUGGGAUACUUAUGUAUUUGUAAAAACAGACGCAUAUAAAAGAUGCACGGUCUUCGCAUGUGGAAAGGUCCAGCCCGACAGAAUCCCUUGUCAUGUUGUGGACUUCCACCGUGACCUUAUGGUCAGGCUUGACCUUAAAAGUCUUUUCCAACCGAAAUGAUUCCGGCACGGAAAUCGGCAGCGAUGUUUGGGGUGGGCGUUUAGGGAAGCGCCAGGACAAACACGGCAGCGUCAAACCGAGCGCGUCCCCCAAAACAAAGGGAACAACCUCUGAACCCCGAGGCUGGGACAGACCGCACAGCGCAGGAGCUGCUUCGGUCACCUCCUGACGUUCCUUGGCCAAACGUGCCGCCCAGCUUUGCCCUAUUACCGCUGCCAUCAGCUAUGCCAUGGCAAGCUCCAUCCUACUCAAAAAUAACCCGCGGGGAGCGGAGCCAGCGCGGCAGCGGCGCUUCCCGGGAAGCUUCCCGGGGCCUCUCCCCGAGCGCAGCCCGGCCCCGGCAGCGGCAGCGCGGCCACCCCCGCUCCCUGCGCGGGCAGCGCUGCCCGGCCCGGCCCGGCCCGGCGGGAUCCCCGCCCGAGGCUGCGGGAAGCGGGGCGGCCCCCGGGGAGCGCCCGGCGGGGCGGGGGGGGGCGCUGGGGCGGGCGAGCGCCCGCGCCCCCGGCGGGGAGAGGCCGCGGCGAAGGGAGCGCUGCCAGCGGCCGGGAACGGGCUCCCCCCGCCGUCCUCCGCCCCCUCCCUCCGUGUGUUUGUUGUGCUCCGGCACCGUCCCGCCGGCGCGUCCCUCCGUGCGGCGGCCGCUGACAGCUCCCCCCGCGCCGCCCAGAAACUCCUGCCUCAACUCCGCGUGUGCGCGGGGGGUGCGGGGGUGUCCUCCCCGCCACCCGCCGAGAACGGCGUUUUCCUUCCCAAAAAGAGGAGGGGAAGGGGGGGGCAUAACAGGGGAGAGCGACGAGGAACUACCGCCGGCGCACAGGGAGUACCCAGGCGACCCUGAAGGCAGCCGAGCGUCCUGGAAGGGAACGGACCCAAAAAGAAGGGGGAAGUCAGCAGGACGAGAGAGACACAUGGAUGAUGAUGAUGAGGAUGAAGAUGAGGAUGGUGAUGGGGAUCCCGAUGCUCCUCCUGCUCCCGCGGCUCCUCUCCUCCUCACCUCCGCCUCCUCCACCUCCGCCUCGCAUCGCUGGCCUCAGCCGCCGCCGACCAGCACAGUGCGACACAUAGACACAGCGACCGACCGCCCUCCUCCUCCUCCCCUGCCGCGGCCCCACACUGCGCCUGCCCCGCCCGCCCACCGCCCGUCCCCCGGCGCAGACACCCAUCCGCCGCCUCGCCGACCUCACGGGCUGGGCUGGGGCCGCGCCGGGCUGCGGGGAAACCGCGGAGCGGGGCCCGGACGGGACGCGGCGCCACGGGGAGCUCCGCGCACCCCACCCCGCACCGCGCCCCGGCCGCUGCCCCAGCGCUCCCCCACCCUCUCCCGCUCUUGUUAUUUCCUUUCAUUUAUUUCCCCGUGGAAAAGGAGAAGCCCCUUCUGGCUGCGAGCGGCCGCUCUCCGCACACGGGCCGCGCUCCGCAGGACGCGGCUCCGGGGGCAGCGCUCGGUGCCCGCCCCGGCGGCGCUCGCUCCCCCCGAGCCCCGCGGAGCCCCCGGGGAGGCGGCUGGAGCCCGGCGGCGGGAGCGCUCCCCCUUCCCCCCGCCGCGCGUCUGCGGCUCGGGGCGGUGCAGGCGGGGGGAGCCGCGGGCGCCCCGGGGGAUGGGAAGGAGGGAGGGAGCAGAGUUCAGCGCUGUGUGCGAGGGAGACAAAGUCUGGGGAGCGUGGCCGCUUUCCAGCAGCUCCGGCUGGAACAGCUGCGGGCGCUCGGGGCGGGGGGGGGCUCCCCGGGCAGGGGCCCGGCUGGCUGGCUGCCUGCCCGCCCGGCUGCGGGGCGGGGUUAAGCCUCAUUACACGGGAUUUAACGUGUCCCGGAGGCCAGCGGGGACUCGGGCUCCGAGGGGAGGCGGGGGAGCGCCGCGGCCUCGCAGCCGGAGAAAAGUCCGGCCACGGGGCGAGGAAGCGGCCGCGCCCCCGGACUUUCCUCCCGGGCGCUGCCCCGGCGCGCUCCGCUGCCCGCGGCGGGAGCGGCUCCGGCGGAGCGCGGCCGCCGGCCCCGGGCCCCCGCGCCGGGCACCGCCCCAAGGGCACCCCUGAGGCGCCCCCGCGGGGCCCCAGCCCGGCCGUCUCUCCCUCCUUCCCUCCCUCCUUCGUUCCCUCCCUCCCUCCCGGAGCCGGUGCGGAGGGAGCGGGCUCGGGGCGCGGAUGCUGAAUCACGAAACGGCGCGCACGGACUGAAGAGCGGCGCGGUGACUCGUGCUUGGCGGGCGGGUUCGGGAACUUCGCCGAACUUGCAGACGUGGUGGGGAGCGAUAGCCCCAAGGGUACGAGUAAACACAUCCCGGGAGCCCCGCACGGAGCGUGUUUCCAAUGGCUUUUGGGUUUCUGUUUGAAUCCCGGUUGAUAAAAUGGCCUGGGGUAUCACACAGGUACAAAGAGGGAAGGAGGGGCUGAUAUUCGUCGCUUUUUUUUUUUUUUUAAGUAAAAAUAAACGCAAAGCAAUCCAGACCUUUACACUGCUUUUCCUUCCCCAAUUUUUCACUUGUUAGCGUCAGAAUACAAAAUUAAACCGUAUGCUAUGGCAAAUAGGACUUUGGCUGGCCUGUUUUGUUUAGAACCAUUUCAUAACAAAACCUUUGUUGAUUCCUUUUCUAGGUUUCUGAGUAAUUAAAUAGACCUUUGUGACAUUUUCAUAUAAUUUAUGAAAUACAUUAGAAAGUAACACAUUUGUCUCCAUUUACAUACGUAUAAAAUCAUAUGGAGCCAUCCCUAUUGUUCAACCAUGCAAGGAGAGCAGCUGGAUUGUUGGUGUGGCUUUCUUGGCCCUAUCACUGAAGAUGUAUUCAUUUAUGCCAAAUAAAAAAAUAAAUCCUGAGUAAAAUGUUUGUGUUAUGAAGUCUGCAAAUGACAGCGUGGCUGUACUGCUCAUACAGUUUCAGAUAUGGGAUCUUAAUGUGUUUACAUGUUGUCUGACAGAAGAAAGUGCCUUUGAAUUGUGUUAAUUCAGGCAAGUCAGCGUAAUUGAACUGAAAACAUCUAAUGCUAUACAGGCCCAGGCUUGGGUGGAGUGGAGAGAAAAAGGGCAGGGAGAGGGAAGGAAAAGGCCACUGCCUCUGCACAGUGGGAUCACCGGUGUGGCAUUUGCUGGAGUUGCCAGGUUGCCAUCUGGUCUACUAAAAAAAAUGGCCAUCUCCUGAAAGGCUGGCUGUGCUGAGCAGAGCCAGUGCACAUGCGCCACGGCUUGGGUGAGCCUCGGAUGUGUCAGAGCCACUCUGCCAGUGCAAAUUGAUUGGAGCUGUGACACGUGAGCACACCGUGGGCUCACAUCAACUGCUUGGUGUGUGGGGAAUAGCUGCCACGUCCCCUGGCAGAACCCAGAAAUCACUGGGUUCGCUUGUCCCUGCGUUGUUCAUCCAGUCCCCCCAUGGAAAUGUUUUUAAUACCUUUAGAUCACCUGCCAGUGGUUGAGCUUUGGGAUGUGUGUCUUACACAAAAAUGUGCCAUUCAAAUUUUUUCUCUUUUUGUCUUUGUUAAUACAUUAAUUAUGUGUAUAUGUAUCUACCACUAUAUAAAAUGGGAGUAGAGGCAGGACUAAGUCAACAUUGGUGUAGUGUGGUCUAGCACAGGAGAGAAAUAGGGACUUAGCCCACGAGUUCUGCUGCUGUGCCUUAUCUCCUUACGAGUCCAAACACAGCUGGGCAGGUCUGUGCUGUGGCGGGCUGCAGCCACUGCUGUGGCAAUCAAAGGUGUGAAGAGCUGUGCAGGACUGAGAGAGACUCGAGAGCAGGAACCUGAGGCUGAGAUGGAAUUGUAAGAAACUCUAUUUGCUGGUGUUACCUGUCACUCAGCGGAGGCAGAGGGACGAGCUGGGAGACGUGUCACCACACAUAAAUCCAGUGUGGGAGUGCUUUGUUGAUUCAGGAUAUUUGAACAGUUCUGUCAGGAAAAUUUUUACGUUUAUACCUUGGCCACACUAACCACCUAUUAUAAAUUUUCGCUGUCUGGAAAACACACGUUUUUGAAUCAAGUAUAUAAUAUUGAAUGAACAGGCUGUCUGCUUUACUGGAUGUUAAGAGAUCCUCUAGUUCAUUGUAAACUAAGGUGAGCUGACACGCCUGCUUUUUUUAAAGGGAAGACAGCGUUGAAGUUUU